CUAGCUCCAGGCCUUUUCUCCUAUCCUCCCAAGUUCCACCUGCUCGCCCGCAAGUACCUUUUAAACCUUUCAAGAACACGAGGGAAUCCACUCUUCUGCUAGUUAUCGAUAGAAUCUCUCUGUAAAUACUAGAGUCGCCUCGCUUUGGCCUGUAUGCAGAGCCGUUUUCACCCAGAACCGCUGUUGGGACCUUAGGCACGAGACCACCUGCUACUUGCUAGAGUUCGAUCUUCAGGGGAGGGGAUUAGGAGAAGAAUAAGGCAAAGGGAACAGGUCACCAUGAUCCCACAACUGAGCCCGGUUCCAGCUCUUCCCAAACCCUUCGGGCCACACAAAGUCGGCACCACGGAAUGGGAGAUUCCUGUCUCUGAGAUCCCCUCGCCGUCGCCCACUCCAGAGCCCAAAAUCACCACCAUCAAGUUCCGCCUGUUUUAUCCCACGACACCUAAGGCGAAGUCGAAGACGUCGGUUCCCUGGCUUCCAACACCGCAACGAGAAUGGAACCAGGCGUAUGCAACUUUCCUGGGCGCCAGUCCCCGUGUCUCGUCGCUGAUUUCCCUCAUACCUUUCCUGAUCAAUAUGACCAACAUCCCAGCUGUGGCAGACGCACCACUGUUACAGAGGGACCCGUCUUCCAAGUACCCUCUCGUGGUCUUUUCGCAUGGGUUGGGAGGGAAUUUCAACGCCUACAGUGCAGUGUGCGCAGCGCUGGCCAGUUUUGGGAUUGUGUGCGCAGCCCCCGAGCAUCGCGACGGCAGCGCCCCUAUUUCCCCAAUCCGCUCAGCUGAUGGCCGCAAAGCCACCACAAUCCCCUACCAAAAGCACCCUCACGCUCCCACUACCAAAGUCCUCAACGCUCGCAACGCUCAGCUGAGGAUACGACUGUGGGAGUUGGAACAGUUGUUCACCGUUCUGACAAGUUUCAACGAAGGCAAGACCUUCUCCAACUACACCGCGGUACGGAGCAAAUCGAAGCCGGGCCCGUCGUUAAAAGACGCGCUCGAUCUGCGACCGGGCCACGUAACGUGGGCAGGCCACUCCUUCGGCGCCUGUACCACCGUCCAGUUUGUCAAAUCAGUCUAUUAUCACGAAUUCUUGCCCUCCCUCAAAGGUACCGAGUUCGAGAAUGACCUGGACUACCGUCCUCUCUACAAACCGGCCGAUAACAGCGACCUGGUUAAGCAAAUCACACCAGAGUCACCCGUUAUUUUACUCGACCUGUGGGCCAUGCCCUUGCGUGCCGGCCUGACGAAAUGGCUCUGGGAAAAGCCCCUCCCAUGUUACCACCGCAGAUCGACCGACGGCCAAAGUCACCCUCCCACGAACGUCGUUGCAAUCAUCUCUUCCGAAUUCUAUAAAUGGCCUGAGCUGCUGAAUAGGAUGAAGGCCACACUGUCCGCAAGGCCCGCCGAGGCCAUGUACACGCUGGAGAAGCGCGAAGCUGCUCGGUCUGUUAAACUUCAGCAGAAGUCGGAACCGCAGCUGGUGGCAACGCCUGGGGACAAGCUUCCGCCAGACGUGCGAGAGCCAGAAAUCACCUCACGUCGAGGUUUUGAAGCGAAUCGGGGUGCAGAUCUAGAAUCCGACGAUGGGGACGAGCUCUUCGUAACGCCUUUCGCGACGCCUGGAGAGGAGUUCUCGCUUGACAAGGUCAUGACAAAUAGACGUAGCGGGUUUGAAGCUUGGAGAGGAGGAGGGUUGGAUGCCAACGACGUCGACAUAGACGCAGAGAGAGAGAUCGACGGAGAAUCAAUGAGAGACCCGGCCAGGCAGCCACUGCCAGAAUCAGAGCCGGAAGACGAAGAUGAUGACGUCCCUGGAAGUAUCGAGCUGGAUUCCCCAUUUGACGGAGAGGCAGAGGCAGACUCAGAAAUCACCUCUGCGUCUAGAUCAUCUACCUCUAGCAACGUCACGACUUCGUCUGCCUCGCCCUCAGAUUCGACGUCCUCUCUAUCAACGCCCGCCUCAUCCAUCCAGCUUAGCCGCACUUCCUCCCCGUCACCCACUUGCGACAGCGUUUCAAGCACAACCUCGACCUCUGACAUCGAGGUCAAAGCCACUACCAUCUCUUCCGGCGUGAAUGGACCUGACUCGGACAAGUUCGACCUCUCCUUCUCCCCUUUCUCGCUACUCCCACUGGACCUGCCCAAACUUUCCGUCGCCCCAAACCCCAACACGCCGUCUCCCUCAGAUCCACACCUCUACCUGAUCCCCAACACCGCCCACUUGUCACAGUCCGAUUUCGGCGUGCUCUUCCCAAAUGUGACGAGGUAUCUCAUGAACGCCGAGUCCCCGGUGGAGACCAUCAGACUGAACGUGCGGGCGAUGUUGGGGGUCAUGAGGAACAUGGGUCUCGACGUUGAAGGGUACCGUGACGACUGUGUCCGCGAGAAGAGAAAGGCCCAGGCUCAUCCUCGGCGAGAAGAGGAAGUCGAGGAUGACUGCGACGAGCACGAUCGGGUGGAUCCUAUACUCACGGAACGGUGCAAAGAGGAGAGGUUUCUGAGGGUCGAUCUCUAUUGACCUGAUCACUGGCUCUCAACCUCCGUGUUUUCUUCCUCUUGAGCCUCUAUCACGGCUCUACACCCUACUUCUAGUCUUUCUUUUUUUCGGUUCGAGCGAACUUAUGCUGGGCGGCGCUGGGUAGGGGAUGGGCGGGAAAAAAGGGCGACAACAGGACCUUCUUGACUUUCCCAACUUUUAUUUUCGAUUUCUCCCUUUUCUGUGUUGGUAUAUGACUUACAUUGCUUGCUUGACGGGAUAUGGCAUAUGGCAUAUCGGGUACGGACAUGAAGAGGGGACCAUGCAUUACGAUCUUGCGACGGGGAUUUUCGGCCUCGUUUGUUUAAGGCUUGGAAUUUUGGGGACGGUUUGUUUAAGCGACGCCUUCGAUUCUUGAAUCUUGUCUUUCAGGAGAAAAAGCCUUUCGAGCAUAGCGGCUGGGCCAGGAGCCCUGGAGUCUAAGCAUUCAGCGUCCCGCAGGUGGAUCGGAUUGUCUUCCUAGGGAACAUUGGGCACCUUAUAUGGUGUCUGUAUAUAAUCCAAAACGCGUUCAGACUCAUCACCGACGUCGUCCAAGUAAAGUUGGAUUUGAUAGUGGUUC
This is a messenger RNA of Cladophialophora immunda, 3103 nucleotides long. RefSeq lists its product as uncharacterized. The transcript has a single exon. Gene Ontology annotation, molecular function: 1-alkyl-2-acetylglycerophosphocholine esterase activity. Lineage: Eukaryota; Fungi; Ascomycota; Eurotiomycetes; Chaetothyriales; Herpotrichiellaceae. Bases 280 to 2523 code for a protein of 747 amino acids. The record is from RefSeq and is a predicted model, not a curated record.